This is a messenger RNA of Theobroma cacao (cacao), 1180 nucleotides long. Its product is annotated as glutathione S-transferase PARB-like. Gene Ontology annotation, molecular function: glutathione binding; glutathione transferase activity. Gene Ontology annotation, biological process: glutathione metabolic process. Gene Ontology annotation, cellular component: cytoplasm. The record is from RefSeq and is a predicted model, not a curated record. NCBI's taxonomy places the organism in Eukaryota, Viridiplantae, Streptophyta, Magnoliopsida, Malvales, Malvaceae.
UGCUAUUAAUGUUAUCACCAAUCUUUAUUAUUAGUCUAAUACUUUGAUUUCUUUUCUUCUUUUUGUUUUAAGAAAAAACAAAUGUAUAUUCGCUAUUUUAUCUUCUCACUCAAAAGAAGGGCCAUUAUCAUGAACAGAAUCCGUAUAAAUAACCUCUUGAGUUCAAGAUCCAUAUGUAGUCUCCAGCGAAGUAGAGAGGUUGGAAAUUUACCCAAACGGCAGUGUUGUUGGCAAUGAAGAAUAAAAAAGUGUAUGGUAGCUUGAACUCAGCGGCUACCUUGAAGGUCUUGGCAUGCCUGUUCGAGCAUGAUCUUGACUUUGACUUUGUUCCUAUUGAUCUGGAGGCCGGAGAGCACAAGAAGAAACCGUUUCUUUCUAUGAAUCCAUUUGGACAAGUUCCAGUAUUUGAGGACGGGGAUGUUAAGCAAUUUGAAUCAAGAGCAAUAAUAAGAUCCAUGGGUCAUCAAUACGGCAAGAAAGGAGAGGAGUUGAUAUACUGGGAUUCAAGAGAACAAGCCGUUGUGGCUAACUGGAUCGAUGUCGAGGACCACCACUUUGAGCCACCGGCGCUAAAAUUGAUCUCGGAGUUAGUCAUCAAGCCAAAAAAGGGCCUGACUCCUGAUGAAGAGACGGUAGCUGAGGCUGAAGCCAAAUUGGCCAAGGUCCUUGAUGUCUACGAAGCAAGGCUCUCCAAGUUCAAGUAUCUGGCAUCUGACAAGUACACCAUUGCUGAUAUGCUUCACCUACCAAAUAUCCAGGCUCUCAUAGGAACUCAGGCCAAGAAGCUCUUUGACUCCCGACCUCGUUUGAGCGCAUGGUGUGCUGCGAUUCUUGCUCGACCCGCAUGGAUUAAGGUGGUUGAGAUGCAGCAAAAAGCUCAAGCUUAGGCUCUUAAGAAAUCAACUAUCACCUACUUCAUUCAUAACCUCCAAUAAGGACUAAUUUACUUCGAUAUCUCAAGCUAAUUUUGUAAAAGGUAUGUUAAGCAUGGUCUUUCAGUUCUGGUUAUGUUUCUGUCUGGUUAAGAUAGAGUAGCAGUGUCCUACAAUGUAAUUUCAUUUUGCAAAAUCAAAAUUAGUGACAUUUCCAGUAAAAUUUAUGUACAUGCUACAGGCAUAUUAAUCAAAGGACAAAACUGAGAUAAAUUUAUGUAUUGUCCAGGAAAUACAAAUUAAGCUUA